Hydatigera taeniaeformis is the source of this 537-nucleotide messenger RNA. Lineage: Eukaryota; Metazoa; Platyhelminthes; Cestoda; Cyclophyllidea; Taeniidae. The record is from the annotation of a GenBank genome assembly.
AUGGUCAAAUCCGGCUUAUUUGUUUUGGAAAAUUUUAGGUGCAAACCCAGUGACGAAUUCUUGGUUGUCGAUGCUGAGUCACACUCAGAUUGGAUGCUUGUCACCUCGGUACAGACACGUCAAAGUGGAUACCUCCCCAAGUUCUGUCUCGAGAAAGUGUAUCCGGAUAUUAUUGAACGGCUGUCGUUUUUCCACGAAGACAGCACUUCUCUGGAACAACAGGAGCUACUGAAAAGAAACGGUCCGUUCAGCUAUCUGCUACGGUUAUGCGAUUCCAAUCCCGGUCUUUAUACCCUGCUCGUGUAUGAUGGAACUCGCAUCCUAAAGUACAAAAUUGCCACAAGCAUCGUUUGGUGGGCCACACCACAGCCUCAUGGCAAUGCUGCAAACAACGACGACAGUGGUAAAAGUGCUCCAACCACUACUACUUCAACAGCCGUGUCUUCGGAUGAUGUUAUCGAAGGUGGCAAGUGUGCGGAACCGAGUGCGACAGAUGGCGCAUCAAAUUCUCUCUCCUUUCAGCCCUUCACUAAACCA